CCCGAAACAAAAAGGAAAAGCGAAAUUUGAACUUUGAUUACAUAGCAUUUUCCGAGAAUUUUGCACGUGACUUCCGGGAAUUUCCUGUUUUCUGCGGGUUCAUGAAUUUAUUAUGCAGCGAUGAUAUAAAUACGAUCGAACGGGGAGCUAUUUGCUUAAGACGGAGAUUCGCGCUUCAUUUUACAGUUUUUCCACUAAGAAAAAACAAUGAGACCACCGUACACGAAGUCUGACGAGAAAAAGAUCUUGGAUACACGGCUGAAAGACUUUAUGGGAGAAGUCAAUCCAGUUGAUUUGCUUCCAUAUUUGCCUUGUUUAGAGCAGAUGGAUAAAGAGGCCAUUGAGGCUAAACAGAACAAUAUGGGACCAACAACGGCGAAUCAAAUUCUUGUAGAUCGGCUCAAAAGACGGAACAAAGGUUUUGUGCAGUUUGUAAGAGCCCUAAGGACAUCUGGAAACGAACACACUGCGUUGUUAGUUGAUCCUUACUACAUUUAUCCAAGUAAGCCAGUUCUUUGUUUAGUAUUACUUUGAUGUUAUUCGAAUUCACAAUUGCUUGACUACAUUUCGUUCUGCCGGAGACUUUUUGGCUUUAAACUCAUUUUGCGCGGUAGAAUUAUAAGUUUCCAAAUCCAAAGUUCCUGUGAGUUCGGAUGACUCUGCCGUUAAAACGGAAUGAAACCGUCAAUUAUUUCUCAGACUGUGACAGAUUAUCUCACCGUUUCAUCUCAUCAUAAUUACCUUUGUUUGGUCCUUUCAUGUCUUUGGAAGUCUGUGAUUCCUCCUUUAAGUCUGAUUUACGAGACUCAAAGUACCUCUUUAUGUUUACGUCGCCAUGUCCGCCAUUAUAAGGGCUAAAACAAUUUGCAAAUUAAGCCUUCUGACACCAUUGUACGUUCAGCUGCAAAAGAUAAAUGGACUCUGGACUGGACUCUGGACUUUACCCGGAACUGGACUCUCUUGACUCUGCACUGGAUUCUGAGUUCCUCUCUGGCCUGGACCCGAGCCUUUUUUAUUUAUAUUGCUACAAAUAGAUGUAUUAAUAUUAUAAUUUUAAAGAUAAGUCUAGUCCAAAGUCCAGUCUAGAGUUUAUUCCAGCUGGCCAGGCUCGUGUUUAGUAGUUUGCAGAUGUUAAAAUUGGAUUAAUCGACCAUCAAGCACUAUUUAUGUCAUUUUCUCGUGGCUUUACGAAGUGAACAGCGAACGGAUAAAAUCCGAGUCCGAUAUAAAAAUUUUUACCUUCAUCCUCUUGUUUUUAUUGUUUCCUGCUUCACUUCGGAGGGUUUUGAUGCAAUUAUGUCAUAUUUUGUGAGGUCUUGAAGGAGGCUGAUUCCACUUGGUUUGAUAUUGGAAGCUCAAGAGCAGAAUGAAUGGUUCCCCCUGGAUUGUUCAAUUGUGUCUUUAUGUUAAAUCAUAUGUAAUUAAGCUGUUCGACAACGGUCAAAACAUAGUUACUAACAAUAUGAAAUUGAUUGAUUAUCAUCUGAACGCAGUUGACGAAGGGGACGAUGAAAUCGCUGUGCCGAAUGGCUCAGAGAUCGGUUAUAAAAGGAUUGGAACAGCAAUUGGUAAGCUAUUUCAGUAUGUAAUAAUUUUUGCAUUAAUUGAUAAAAGGACACAGAGGGAUGUGACCAUUUGUAAAUGGGGCAGGGCGAGAAUAAUUCUUCGAGGAAGGUGGCAUAAGUCAACGUGGAACUCCACCCCCAUCCCUUCCCAUCCUAGAAGGCCCUUGCAGUGCAAUGUUAUGUCACUAACCUAGACAAACUAAUUGCACACAGCAUAUUAUAAUUUAUUUAUUUCAAAAUAGGAAAUAAAUCAUUUUUUUCCCAUAAUACUUUGUUACGGAAAUACGGACCGGGGAUUCUUUUUCUCGACAAAAGACGCUUUUGUAUAAGUUGGUCUUUGCAAUUACAUCUUUGUGUCAUACUGACUUAGGGCUGAAUAAAAACUUGCUUUUUUCGGUCCUUAAAUGCUCGUCUUGUCGGUUUUUUUUCCAGAUGUUAUUAUUAAAGGUAACCUAUCAGCAGAGACAAGUGGGGAUGAGGAAGAGCCUGAAAGCUGUUAUGCAGAGGAAAAGUAUUUGGCCGAACUUUACGAACAACAUUCAUCCAAAGAAAGCAAACAAAUGCGCAAGGAACUCCAGAAGGUAUAUUAAAAAAAUUAAUUGUAAGUCCAUGGAAGCGCAGAUCUAACACUAGAAAUGGUAUACAAUGAAACCUGUUUUAAGUGAAAGGCGCAACACCUUAUGUCUCAAAAUUUUUUUUUUCUGAAGUUUCCAAUUAAAUCAAACCUCUAAGAAAAAUUCACACUUAUUGUUUCGAAUUUUUAACUUAGCUUCCUAACUUGAGGAAACAUCAUAUCCAUCAGUCAAAACGAAAUUGUGGAAUCUCACUGACUGACGCGAGUGAACAACUAAAUCAGCCCUCAGUCUUUAAGCCUAAGUCUUACUUUCAACUUGUGGGUAAACAUCAUAAUUACGUAUCAGUUGGAGAUCAAGAUACGCUUUCUUCUCCAAACUUAAUCUGAUACCCUCAAGUAUGCUCAAUUUUAAUGACUGUGUAUUUCUUUCAGUAUCUUCCCCAAGGAGCUGUUUUUGUUCAUACUGCUAAAGGUUCCAUCAUAACCACUAUCCGCUUGUCAACAAAAGAAGCAGCCGUAAAGCUGUGGGAUAUGUAUACUGAAGGAGAAUUCCAAAAAUCGUUACAACAUGUCUUAGUGGACGACACUUUUAAGAAACAUCAAAGGAUCCCAGAGAAACCGCUGAAACUGAACCUCAGUAUAAGCCAAGAGCGUUUUGUACAAAUUCAGGAAAAACUAGCAGGUAACAAAUAAACAACACCAUAGAACUUUUCAUUAUUCUUGCUGCUGAGUUUUUUUCAUCUUGUGAACAUAGAAUACUAACGGGACACUUCGACGUUUAAUUAACUUCAGGAAAGGUGAUCAUGAGUUUCGCUGUGUUAAAUACACCUAGUUGGGAAAAUACUAUUAUGGUCGUUUUUAUGGUUGUCACAUAAGUACAAGGCCCCGGUCAUCCCUCCAGUGUUAGGUUUAUGCUGUUAAUUGCCAUCCUCACUCACAGGAAUGGUGCGGUGCUCGUUGCCGAAAUGAGCUGUUCGUCCUUCAGAGGAACAGCACCCAAACGGUUAGCGAAACCUGUAAAAAAGCUUUCGAGUUAGUCAUUUUAGUUGUCUUGAAGUACCGAAUGAGUUGGUAUAUUCAAGCAACUUAUGCUUGUUUUCUGGUAGAGAUCGAAGAAGAGCAAGAGAGAGAGGAGAAAAUGCGUAGCACCUUGUCAAGCAAGCAAGGUACACUUCAAAUUCGUUAUAUGAUGAUCAUUACUUUAAUGGAAUUUGAUCAUUGGAUGUUGAUAAGUUCAUUCAAUCAUGAAGACUUACGGUGUUAAUGGUAGUCAAUUACAUGCACGUUUGAUUGAAACGACCAUGCGGUAAAUAUGAUGGAAUAACUGUAAUAAAUCUUGUAGAAGGUACUAUGGAAAAUUAUAUAGAUGCCAGAUAUUAAUUUAAAAAUGAAAAGUCGAUAAUUGCUAUUUGAUGCAUAUCACACGAAAACGUAAACAUUUACCUAUGUUUAUUUAUUUUUAGAGGACAGUGCUACUGAUGAUGAUGGAUCUAUACCUGAGGUUGAAGAAGAAAUCGACAUUCCACCCGGUAAGAUUGCAUUCUUACUAUGAAAUACAUCUGAUUUAAAAACCGGAGCGUAUUGCGCCUCGAAACUUAAUCUUCAAUUCAAGAUUCAUAUGCCAAUUUGAUCUUAGUGAUGCUGUAAUAUGAUCUAUUUAUCCAUUUCUAAAAGUGUAUCUGGGAAACAAGGCCAAUCCCUUUAGCGUAUGUGAGCUGGAGCUUAGAGAGUACCAGAAGGAAUUGGCAGAUCCAGCGCUGGAAGGCAAGAACACCAUUAUCUGUGCUCCAACCAACAGUGGAAAAACAUACGUGGCUAUAGAAAUAGCUAAAAACCAUCUUGAGUCAUUCAAAGCAAAGGGUAAGUUGCCUUCUUAUAUCAUAUCUCAUAAUCGUUAUGUCAGUCCAUCACCCUGGUAGAUAACACAGUUGAUCAUGAAAAGACUAUAAAACAGUAAAUUGUCUCUUUAUAAGCGAAUUCAAUUUAUAGAAUUCUGAGGGCGUUUAAAGAGCUUUGCUUUAUAUUCUUUUCCCACACAUUUAGAGACACACGAAUUCACGCAUAACGCAUAUGAGAAAAACGAUUCCUUCACGAGAAUAUUCAAGGUUGAACUUUGUUCUCUUUGCAAGUGAAUUGUUACUCUAGCUGUAUUGUCAACGAUAGCUUUCGCAUUACAUAUUGGGUGAAGUCAUUCCUUUUCCCCUUAUGCCGAUCCAAUAAUGAGUUAUCUGCAGCAAUCAGUAAUUGAUCGGAUUUCAACCAGAUACCAACUCGAAUUUUUUUAAUUGGACAGUGUCCCAGGAACUAACACUCUGGCCCACUGAUUGAAGAUCAGGCCAUUAGGUUUUGUUCUUGAGCGAGACAUCUACUCCUCUCCUUAGCAUCACAACUCUAAGUCGCCUCAUCAUUUUUACUCUUUUUACUCCUUAGCACCUACAGACAGCAGCCAUAGCAAAAAACCAAAGGUUGUCUUCAUUGUGAGCACUGUGAACCUUGUUUCUCAGCAAAAGGAGCGGUUUGAACUCUACCUGAGAGACAAGUAUUCCGUGGUUGAUAUUUCUGGGGCAAACGCAACCGAGAUCCCCCUUAAGUAUCUUCUACAAAACCAUGACAUCAUUGUUUUGACUGCCCAAAUACUUGUCAACGCUCUUACUUGUAAAUCUAAGGAGGAGCAAGUAAAUUUGGAAGAUAUCAGUCUUUUGCUAUUUGACGAGUGCCACCAUGCACAUAAGGAGCAUUCCUACAACCGAAUCAUGGAAAGGUAUCUUGCCUUGAAAAAGCAGCCUCGAAACCAAGGAUCGCUGCCACAGGUAACUGACACAUCGUAUUGUUUUUCGUGGCGUUUCUGAAAGCAUAGAGGCAAGUCUGCACUGAGGCGAAGAGUCAUUAGGCCCAAGUGAGCAACGAAUUUUUCCUUCUCCUUUUUUCGAUUUGAACAGAAAAAGAAAGAUAGAAAAUUUAAGGUACUACCCACCUUUCAAAAACCGUAUUCCAAAUGUUUUGAUCGUAGGUAAUGGAUAGGGUUCAUUCCCUUAUAUUAUCAUAAAACUAAACUGACAAUACGUAAUCUUUUAGCCAGUCGCAGCAAAAUCUAAUGAUGCAAGGACCCAAUUUGAGCUAAAAAAAAAACACAAGUUCACGACUAGAUUGCGAUUAUUGUUAGGUUUAUAUCAAAUCGGUGGCAACACGUACAUGUGUUUUUGAGUCCUGAUUACUUCCGAGUUCCAAAAGUCAAUGAUUUUUUUUUUAUUCUGAGUAAUCCAAUCUCCUUUAUUUUCAUUUUUAGGUUGUUGGUUUUACUGCAUCGCUUGGUACAGGAAAAGCUAAAAGUGUCGAGAAAGCAGAAGAACACAUCCUUCUUGUUUCUGCCAACUUAGAUGCAGAAAUUAUUUCAACUGUGAAAAAAAAUCAGUCCGAGCUCAAAAAGUUCGCAAACGUUCCUGAACGAAAUGUAUAUCAACUUUCAACGACUGGAAAUGAUCCAUUUGAAAAGAUAAUUUCACAGGUAAUGAGUCGAUGGGUUGUUAUUCAGAAACAAGAAUGUAUGAGGAGAGCUCGCCUCAUCCUCCUUCAUGUUUUUUAGGUUAUGAAGAACAUCGAAGCUAAAGUGAGAGGUAGAAGAGGAGAAGAAUCAACUUCUGUUCCCCCGGAUGACAGUAAGGCAUGUCAGCAGUAUCGCCAAUGGGUGGAAGAGCUCUCCAAAAAUGCUGUUGCAGAUGCGGACCGUUACCUUAUAACAUUUGCAGAACAUCUCCGCGAGUAUCACAUCGCCUUGACAAUCAACAAAAGUACAACUAUGAAAAAUGCUAAGAAACGCCUUGAGAAGUAUUUUGAAUCCUUGGAUAGGGAAAAAUUCCUACCUAUUGACAAAAGUUUGGAACGUCUGUUUCAGUGCGCAAUGGAGAUUUUGGAUAAGAAUGUAGCAGAGCACGGUGAGCCCGAGAAUCCAUUCUUAAUGAAACUGAAAGAAUUGCUCCUUCAACACUACAAAGGUGAUCCUGGGAUAACUGGGGAAAGCGACCAGGAACGACCAAGCGAAGAGGAUGACAAUUUUGCAGAACACACGCCAGACAAUAAAACUUCUGAUAAAAGCAGUGGUGAACAUAAAGACUGGAUAGGGCCUAAAGGUAUUCUGUUCACAAGAACACGAGAAUCAACGUCAGCCCUAGAGGACUGGAUUAAAAAGGAUGAACAACUGAGGGCUGUUCUAAGGCCAGAGGCCCUUGUAGGCAGUGGAGAUGGCAACAGUAAGUUUAAUCGCUGAUAAAUUUUUUAAAGUUCAAAUUCUAAUAUGGUACCAUUACAUACUGCAAAAGGAAAAACAACCAUAGCGGUUAUUCUAUAAUAGUCUUUCCAACAUCUUUAAGACAUGCCUUUUUUUUCUCUGGAAAUCUCCAUGAUUGCGUUUAAUUUUGCUUCUUUGCAUGAUGAGUAUUUAAAUGAAAGAAGGAUGAAUAUCUUGUUGGAGCAAAGAAAAAUAUUUGUACAUGACAAGAUGUUUUCCUUUCCUAAAUCGUAGUUGGAAUGACACAGAAUGAGCAAGAGCGAGUAAUCAGUCGAUUCCACACCGGAGAGAAGAACCUUCUUCUAGCCACUAGUGUGGCAGAGGAAGGUUUGGACAUAAGAGAUUGUAAUUUUGUGAUCCGUUAUGAUAUGAUGGGCAACGAGAUCUCAAGUGUGCAGUCACGUGGCCGUGUCAGGUAAAAUUCAUUUAUCUAUUGCUUGCAUUCGUGCGCUUAUUACGUCUAUAUAGAUGCCGAAAGUUUUUACAGAUCUGCGUUCACCCUGAAGUUAGCACACUAGACUAAGGAUCAAGAAGCAUUUGUUUGAUUCUUGACCGAUGUCACAGUAUCUGUCCCACGACAAGACAGACUUACUCUCCACCAAGGGGUGUACAAUUAAUGGUACCAUAACAUUAUCAUUAUCGUACCUGACAUUGACUGGCACGCCACUGAAGCGGUUUGUUUUUUUUUGUUUUUUUUUAAAGGAUUUUACCAUGCUUUUAGUUCCCGUCGGUUCACAAGAUUUAUGCUGGUUUCGUCAGUUUCAGUUUCACAUGCCUCGAGCGGUUUGUCUUCUUUAAGUACAUUUCAUAUUGUUUCAAAGAACUUUGGUCUAGCAUGUUUAUUUUCCAUUAAAUUGCAUUCACAACUAUAGUAACUUUACCUUCGUUCGUGAGUUCUCGAGGUCUCCUUCUAUUUUAUCAAAAGUUUUCUUUUUUCUUUAUUUUUUUUUCUCUUUUACUAGGGCAGACGAGGGUAUGUAUAGCGUGCUCGUGAGUGUGGAUUCUGGAGCAUUGAAAAGGGAAAACACAAACCGUUUUCGAGAAACCCUCAUGGUUGAAGCCCUAAGCAAGGUUCAAAACAUUUCCGAAAAAGACUUUCAGAGGAAAGUAAGUACCAGAAAAACAUCAGGUUUGUAUUCUAAUAAAGCAAACUCCAUUCAGAAGAUAAUGAAAUAGACGAAAUAGGGUUCCCUUGGCUGGCUUUAGUGGGAGUAACAAAUUGCAAAGGCUGCGAGAGUUUUUUCUUUAAUUAAUUUCAGCAAGAGCGAAUGUCAGUUUUUUUGAGAAGAAGAGACAGAGUAGGGUUUCCCUUGAACAAAGAGCUUUCGGAAGUAAAAUGUGUGUCCAUUGAAUGGAAUUAUCUUAGGCUAGAAAUAGUCGAGGUGAAGAUUUCCAUUGACAAGCCUCUCAGUUUUUAAUCUUAUUUUCUAUUUGGCACCAUUCUUAAAUGAUUUUUUCAAUGUAUUUUCGCAUCUAUGAAGGUAAAGGCUAUACAGGAUAAGAACUUUCGGGAUCGCAAGCUGAAGAAAGGUGUAAUGGCCUUGAAAAAGUCAAAGCCUGUACCCGAUGAUGUCAACUUCCAUUGCCGGAAGUGCAAUGAAGCGGUUUGUCAGGCACAUGAUAUCCGACGCGUAAGAGAGACCUUCUAUGUGAUCAUCAACAGUGAUGUACGGGAGUCCAAGGUAGACGAACUUUCUUUGACCGCAGUAAAACAUAUGUAGUCGUUAUUUGCUUUGAUUUUGUUCAGCUUCAUUUCAAACAGUUUACAUAAAAAGUUACAAGCUUCACGGUUUUGGUGACAUGAUUACAUAAACUGCACAUGGUCUAUUAAUGCUUGGACGCUAACAAGACUAAGAGGUGAAGAAAGAAAGUAGCAUCGUCACAGAUUUAAAGAGCGGUACUUCUCAUUUUAGCAGUGUCGUGGUCAGUAUUUGUAGCCUCUCAGUCUAGUGCUAACUUCCUAAGUUGCCUUGAAUAAUGAAGUUGUGCAGCUUCCCUCUUUUAUUCUUACUCUCGAAGUUACUGUGGGAAAAGCAGAAUUGUUAAAAAAAAAACACUUCCUAAAAUUUAAUGAGCUUGCUUGAUAACGAAUCUCUCGCUCUUAUAUUUGCAGGUGGUCAUGAAGAUCUCUCCUAGUCCCAAGAAAAUUGAUGAUGUCGAAUUUAACAAGAAAAUCUAUUGCAAAAAGUGUGGUCAAGAUUGGGGUGUGACCGUUCGUAUCAAUGAUGUGGAGUGGUUGUGCAUCAAGAUUAGUAGCUUCGUUGUUCAGUUCCCGGGGCCCAAUCCUCAGCGAAUUAUGAAAAAGAAGUGGAAAGAUCUCCCUUUUGGCAUUGAAGAGGCAACAUUUGAAGAGCUCUGGCAACAAGCUGAACAUGAGGAUGAAGAUUUCUUCGAAGAUGAUCUCAGCGAUUUGCUUGAUUGACUUGGUCGCAUAUGGCAGUGCAAUGCUUCUUGUUAAUAUUGAGAUGUCAGUUAGUUAUCACAAACUUUGAAUUUGUUGCCUAGUUGAUGCGAUACGUUAUGUUAGAAUAGGAAAGGAAAGCCUUGGAUGUUAGUAAUCUAAUUUUGUCGUGGAAAUACGAGGCGUGACCAGCACUCUUGUUUAACUUUUAAAGUAAUUAUCGCCUAAGGGGUUAGUCGUACGAUCAAUAAAAAUUCUUAUUGACAUUGGUCCCAGUCAGUUUCAUCAGUUCAACUAGGGAAAGUUCAUUUCACACCCAAAAUAAGAGCGAGGAGUUGAUUUGGAGUCAAUACACUAUCGUUUAGGAUCUUAAAGUGAGAGAGUUUCUAUUUCUAUCCAUUGUGUCACUUUUUAUUGGCAAUUACUAAUGGUUCCUGCCAGAUAAUUAGUUCAGUGAUGGAGACAAGAUGAUACAACAUUUGAUAUAACCAUCUACCCAGUAUAGAGCUGAGACCGAUGGAGUUGAACCUCUCUUGCCUACAAGCUUGGUCUCGGGGACUCAGGCCUCAAAAAAUAUUUUGAUGUUAUAAAUAGUUGGAAAGAUGUCGCCCAACUUCCGAUCUGAAAGAGAAAAAUAGCGAAAUCGGAUCGUGCGUACCGAAGUGAUUUAUUUCCGUCUUCGCUAGUUCUUAGUAUAGUGAAUAAGGAAUUUUGGCACACGGUAUGGUAACUUAAGAUGGUUUUUAGGGCCUACUGAGUCAGUUCUAAAUUUUUUAUCAUUGUAAUCUAUAGCUGAUGGGUCAAUAUUGAAACUGCUAAGAAAUAUCUUAACAGGCCUAGUUUGAACCGUGCAGACCAGACGAACUCAUUCGCGAGUGAUUUGCAAAAAAGAACGCGUCCUAGCCGCUGAACAUAGUCCAUUAGGAAUCUCAACAAAUUCACAGGUGUUACAAGAGGAACUUCCGCGGCUGUUGUAAUCAAUCAACUAUUAUCGAUAUAUGUCUUGCUAGUCGGCGGCAUAUUAUUUGUCGUGUUUUCGUUCUCAAACGCUCACAGUCCUUCACGAAACUAUAACGCUAACCGGAAAGGGUCUGAGCUAUUUCUUAAUAAUAUUUUACGACUGAAAUUCAUAAAGAAGGUCAUAACGCAAAAGGCACACUUCAUUAUUUAUUAUGGCAUAGCCGGAGGUUUAUUGGUUUCGCGUGAUGAUUUUCGAUAGUUCUCGAUUUCAAAAACUUUUUUAUGAGAAUUUCUUUCAGUUUCACAUGUCAUGAGUCGACUAACAUGUUGUAAACGAAAAUACAUCGAGACCGAAAUAAAAGAUUUCUUGUUUACUUUUUACGACAACCCUUUGUUCUUUGAACUAAGAAUGAUAAACUAUUUUCUAUUAACACUUGUAAUGGGAUGCCUUUUUAAUGUCACAAAAUCUCGUAUGCCUCAACUAUUUUUGGUUCCAAAUAUCAUGCUUGAAUAGCCGUGAUUGGUUUUGGUUAGACGGGCAAUCAGCAUUUAAAAAAGCCACCCACCGUGAACUUACCCGCAUUAGACAGAGAAUUAAAUGACAAAUAUUCGAGAAAGCUAUUUCGAAAAUAAAUCGGAAGAGGCGCCAGAAAUAUAGUUUGCUUAAUUGGCCACUACUCUGAAGAUGGUGAUAUGUUGAGUUAGGUCAGAGGUUCUUGGCGACAUCAUGUGUAGCUAAGCCCGAUAUGUUGACAGAACUCCUGACUACAAGAUUGAAGUUGAUACUCCUGUCGACCUUUAUCAGUAGAGUAGGAAUAUUUACAUCGACUGUGAAUACGAGAUUUGCUUCUACUUUUUGGUCGAAGUGUCGAUAGGUAAUUACGUUCUAAUUAGUUUCGAGAAAGUUGUUCUUAUCGAGAAGCAAAGAGAAGAAAUGCGUAAUAUCAGACAUGUAAACAAUGAUCGCUCUGUGCAAUAUCUAUACUGAUUUACAUUUUCCCUUCUAGAAAAUUACCGGUACGUGGUUGGUCCUAACCUUUUUAAAAUGAUAUUCACCUUAAAUAUCCCGCACUUAUACCGAUGAAUUCUGUGAAGGAAUGGACGAAAUACAAGUCACUAAUGGUUAAGGAAAACUAUCUACAUACGCAUAUGGAAACCGAAUGAGAAAAUAUUUAAAUUUUCAAAAGAUCAUGACACUGACCUAAUGUUUAUCAAGUAAAAAUAGCUAUACUCGAAACCUAUUAUCCCAUCUCGCUUCCAAAGCAAGAGAAAUAUCGAAAUACAUCGAAAGGGAAAACGAAACUUUAAUUUUUCUUCCCCUUAAUUUCCUAUUACCAGUUUUGAAGAGAAAAAUCCCAGAAUCAAAUUUGUCCCUGUUUGUAAGAAUUGGUAAAUGUUGUCCCACAUGAUGCAGUCGAAAAUUAGCAUAUUGACGAUGGGAAAAAGCCCUGUUAUUAAAACUCUCGAAAAUGGGCAUGUGAUGUAUUACUCAAUGAGUAGUUUCUGCGAGAAAUAGAGUUAUGUCUUAGAACCUUUACCAUUAGUUUCACAAAUGUAGCAGUUUUUUCGACAUCGUUUUAAUAGUAUUUCGAGAUGUAACAACGUUCGUACACGACAGAUCAAAAUCGAAACCAAAACAGCUCGUAUCGCGGUUUCCAUAGACUGAAAUUUGAUAUUAAUGAAAUUCAACCUGGGAAAGUACCUUUUCUGGGUGUUUCGUCAAACGAAGACUGUUCAGUGGCUACAGUGUAGAUGACCUCACAAGAAGCAUGACCAACUCUAGCCCUAUGUAUUCUCGAAAACAAAAGGGAAAAGCAAAAUUUGAUACUUUGUUUACGUAGCGUUUUCCGAGAAUUUAGUGCAUGGCUUCUGGGAAUUUCCCAGUUUUUUUUACGGGUUCAUGAAUUUAUUAUGCAGAGACGAUAUAAAUAGCGAGCCCGUUAAGCAAGGAGUCAUUCGCUUUCGACGGAGUUUCGGGUCAAAUUUUAUGAACUUCUGGGAUCUGAAACAACAAUGAGACCCUACGAAAAAAAGAUUCUAGAGGAACGUCUGAAAGAUUUUAUGGAAGAAGUCAUUCCAGUUGAUUUGCUUCCAUAUUUAUCUUGUUUACAGCAGACAGAUAAAGAAGCUAUCGAAGCGACACAGAACAUCAAGGGACCAACAACGGCGAAUCAAACUCUUGUUGAUCGGCUGAAAAGACGGGAAAAAGGUUUUUCGGAGUUUGUACGAGCCCUGAGAAAAUGUGGAAGCGAACACACUGCUUUGUUGUUGGACCCGUACUACAAUUAUCCAAGUAAGCCCUUAUGCUCUAUGAGAUUGUAUUUUAAUGACCCUUUUUGCUCGCAUGGUUAUGGAUUUUUUCGGAGACUGUUUUGGCUCCACAAAAGCAUCGUUUUAAUUCGCCGGGUUACACGAUUAGUUAUUUUUGUUAUCGAGAUUUACAGAAGUUAACUGACGUACACUUAUUUUACGGUCUAUGAACGAUAACCUCACUCUUUCAUGUUAUCUUUAGCCUUGUCUUAAGCUCGUGUCAAUAUGUUGUUCUAAAGUUGGACGUAUCCCGCUUAAGAUCAUCCGGGCGGGAGGAAUGCAAACUUUGCUUUCUUUCGUUAGAUCCCAUGAGUCACUCGAUUAUGUACGAGGAUGUAACUCAAAGUUCAUUAAGUACGUGUGGGAGUUCAAAACUGCAUGUUUACUUGAGCUAAUGGUAAUCAUUGUCGUUAAGAAAUUCAUAUCACUAACCGUGAAACUCCAUCGAAUUGAGACACCUACUUGGUAAGUCAUUUCCAAUGGACUUAACUAAAACUUGACUCUACUUUCAAUCUUUUAAAAGUUCGGUCAAAUCUUAUCCAGACACGAGCAAGUCAUGAUAGACUUUCAACGUUUCAUUCGGCUCUGUUUACACAUACUCGUAUCCAGGUUGUUUGCGUUUACACUAAUUUUACAGUGUCACGUGUCUCACCAUUUGGUCAGUAUAUUUGCAUCUCAAUGGACCACGGGGAGACACGGUCACUUCACGGUACAUCGCUUCCUUCUCAUCGUUUGCUUGCUUCUACCAAAGAUAAAUAUUCGUAAAAAAAAUUAUCUUAAUUCAGUUGACGCAGGGGAUGAUGAAGUCGCUGUCUCAGAGGGCUCAGGAGUUGGUUACAAAAAGAUUGGAACAGCAAUUGGUAAAUGACAUUUAAUCAUAAUAUUUUUGCGUUUAUUCUAUUAGAUUUUUCGGGCAAAGCAGAAACAUUUUGUUCUUAUUAUGACACUUAGAGUCAAUUUGUCUGUAAUUAUAAUUAGUUCCGUAAACCCUCGCAUUUACUCCUCCAUUCCCUUAUACGAGGGUCUCAAUGGGGAAGGGGGGGAUUGGCUUAGGGCUGACGUUAAUCAGGAAGAUAUUUCUUUGAUGACUUUGAGUUAAUAUAAAGUUUUUCAUUAUUUCAUCUAAAUUAUCAACUAUUUUUAUGCCUAUUCAGUCUUCCUUUGACUAAGUGGAGUAAGGCGUGUUUCCACGACCUCUAAUAAUAAUUCAUGAUCAGUUUCAAGGCCUAGUGUCAAACAAUACCUUACUUUCUACUGUUACACGCGCAAACCACAUAAGCAGAAUUUUUUAUAGACCUGAUUCCUCAAGCUGGAUUCGUCAAGGCAGUUUUCAGCAGCUGUUCCAUUUGUCGACCAGUAACAUUAUAUUCGAGAACGUCUUUAUAUCACGGAAGUUCGUUGACAUUUCGCUCAACAUUAGUGCCUUCUCUGAGCUGUUGUCAACCAUCCUGGUGACAUGGUUAAAACUGCGAUGUCGACUCCAUUUACUUUCCUUUUCCGGUUAUCACAUUCGCUAGUCCAAAAAGUACUGCAUUGCUGACGUAGUGACUCUAUGUGAACAGAUUCGUUAUGGUGGGUAGAUGACGUAGAGGUAUGUGUGUUAUGUCCUAACUUGAUGGUGGUACAAGUCCACGUCUUAGUACUUGUUCAAGAGUACUUUCGAUAGUUUUGGAACAAUGUGGCGAGAAGCGGAAGGUAAAUUCAAAGAUCAAAUUUUGUUGAGGGUUUAAUUUGCCGUUCAUAUCUAAUAGUGUUAAGUCUAAUUCCAAGUCCUUGAACUCUUCAUCUUAAUUUUCCAUGAAUUCAUUCUCCGAGUCGCUUCGGUACUCAUCAAUCUGGUCUGGAAUUUUGGUAUACUUGUGUCGCUAAACAAGGUCAUUGCUGAACAGAAAAAUCUCUUGCAGCCAUAGAAUUGAGAUUUAUCGUCCGAAAACUUCCAAUGCCUUUCCCCAAAAUAAAUGCUUGUCUUGGAUCGCUCGAAAGCUUUAUCUUUUCCUUCAUAAUACAAGCUCACGACGGCUUCAAACACGUUCGACGUGACAUGACAUGCAUGACAUGAAGUAAACUGUUGUCUGUAAUGACUUGGUCGAUAGGCGGGAUUAACGCCGCGUGGAGUGGCCUCUGGCAAGAAUUAAUAACUUAUCAAAUACGUUGGCUCUCUUUAAAUAUAAACUAUUAAAUUUAGAUAUCAAAACAUUCCAAGCAGUCAGUUUAGGCAAAAAAAGUGAGUAUCUGGAACCUGAUUUACCAGUCAAAAGAUCCUUUAGAGACGAUGUUCGACUGUUCGCGGUAAGCAGCUAAAAUGUGGAAAAUAGCAAAAUCCGAAACACCUUUCAAGCAUCUGACGGUUAGUAUUCACCUACUAUUUUACGAUUGACGGUAAAAAAUUAGCAUUUUUGACGGCAGACAGUUAAAUUUUAGGCCCUUUGACGGCUGACGGUUAAACCCCACUGCGACCCUCUUUUACUGGCAUGCCUUGAGUCACGUGGGGGCACUCUUCAAGGAGAAGAAAUUACCUAAAACUUGAAUAAGACUGACAAUAUGCUCUAGAAAUAUAAAACGUGUACACAAGGACUAAUGAAUAUUGGUAAAAGUGAAAUUAUGAAUCAUGAAUUGUCGCGACUGAACAUUAACAUCUUGUUUAGUUUUUCAACAUUUUUCAUCUUUUUAUACGUAUUGCGCGCCAUUGCAUUGGUGACGUUCAGGUCAUAUGAUUUACGCGGCCUCGUGGUUGAGAAAUGUAAAACUAAAUGGUUAAAUUCUGGAAAACAAUUCAUAUUUUUGUGGUUGAAGCAAUUUACACGACAUGAAUCAUGGCGGUUGAAGUAGAAGGAAUCAUGAAUUUUCGUGUUUAAAACUUGACAAUCAUGGAUCUCGAGAUACAGUUAUAGAAUAAAUCAUGACUAUCAAAAAAGUCGCUAAGUCUUUUCUUAAGCUGUUCUUUUUCUGAUUUGUUUUAAACAGAUGUUUCCUUUAGAGGAAUUCUAUCAUUAGAAACCAGUGCAGACGAGGAACAAACCGAGAGCGGUUCCGAUCUGGAGGAGUAUUUGGCUGGCCUUUUCGGGAAACAGUCGUCUGAAGAAAGCAAAAGAAUGCGAAGAGAUCUACAAAAAGUAUGUUUUAGGAAAAUGUGUGUACUACAGCAGACCUGUUAUCAAAAAUCAUUAAACUGAGUAAAACCUGAAUCAGUUGGACCCCAUAUAAAAGCGGACGAGACAAAUACUUCUCUCCAUUUUUUCUUUUGGUGGAGCAAGUUUGUCACCCACAAUUUGAAAUAGAAGCGAACAUUUCAAAACAUUUUUGCAUAUCACAGGAGAAAUAACGAGUUUGGAAACAGUCAGUGUUUACACGUCUUAAUUCGUAAUUCAAUUUUCCUCUUUUUUCUCCUUUUUCUCUCAACACUAUAAAACAAGGCCUGUCGGCCCAGUGUUCGAUAGCAAAUUAGCAAAGCGUGUGUCUGCGGCUUUUGCUUCUUUCCUCUACAGAGGUGAGAAAUUUUUUGAGAAAUCUGCACACUGUAGAGGUUGUGUCAGAGAUGGUCAAGUAAUAUCACAUCAUGUCAUGUUGUCUCAAGUAUAGCAAACAUAAGCCGAAUGGAUGCAGUUUUCCAAGAACCACCUUGACACGAGGAAAGGCAUUUCCUUGAAUUUGAGUCACGCAUUAGUUAGGAUUAAUUAACGCAACAUUACGUUUACUCACCAUUUGGAGAUGACAUAAGUGUUUCUAGUCAAAACUUGUCCACAAAAAGCUCAAUUGUGGAUAUACCUUUAUGAUUUUUUUUUCAGCAUCUUCCUCAAGGAGCUGUUUUUGUUAACACUGCUAAAGGUUCCGUCAUUGCAACUUUCCGCUUGUCAACGGUGGAGGCAGCCAAGAAAUUGUGGGAAAUGUACAGUAAACAAACAUUUCAGGACAAAUUAAAAGAGGUUCUGGUGGAAGACACUCUGAAAAGACACCAAAAGCUCCCAGACAAGCCGCUCGAACUAAAUAUAACGUUUAGCGAAGAUCGGUUUAAACAAAUUCAAAAGAAACUCAAAGGUAGUUAACAACACUUUGGUAAACUUUUUAAAUACCGUACUGACCAUUUAAUUUUGUCCAAUUUUGCUAGAAUAUUGCAAGACGAAAGACCUCGGCUCGUAGUAAUUCAGUAAACGUGGUGUUAGGUUUCGGUGUACGAUGUAUAUUUAAGCAAGUUGGUCAAGGUUGCGAAUAGAGUUUAAGGUUUUAAGGGGAAAAAACAUGUCACGCUUUCUAGUAAGACUUUGACUGUAAUGUUAGGUUAAUGACAGGACUCCUUUUUUAACGGAUGUUGAGCGUUCUCAGUUACGAAAAUGUGUUAUCAGUACUCUAUAUGUGAGAAGGGUAGCGACACUGGCGAUUGACGUGAAUCUAAAACAUUUUGACAAGCACGUUGAGGGGUCAAGUCCCUUCCCGCUGCAUGGGUUUAAAAGUGUUGAUGAAGACAAUGUACUGAUAUACCUUGUCGCAAUGUCGUUGAUCGGCAGAGAUCGAGGAAGAGCAGGAAAGAGAUGAACAAAUGCGCAACACUUUGUCGAGCAAACAAGGUAAUGAUUCAAAAUCCGAUAUGCUACGUUAUCAUAGAAAUAUCAUACGACAUUCUUUCUUCAUAACAUGUAACAAGGGUUACGUAAUAUAAAAGUGAAACUUAACAGUCCGAUUCUACGUUUCGAAAUAUUGAUGAAAGCCCUAUGGCGAAAUGAAACAAUUUUGAAAACGAUAAAACUCCUAGUUUACUAAAAAAGCUAAGUUAAUACCUCCAAAUCAGAUUUUGCGAUUGCAUGUGAUAAAUAAGUAAUUUGAAAAUGCUUUUGAAACUUAAAUACGGUGAUGCAUUCACUCAACUUUGCUGUUUCUUUUUACAUUCAGAAGGCAGUGCUGCUGAAGAUGAUGGAUCUCUCUCUGAAAUAGACAGAGAUGAAAUAGACGAAAUCGUCAUUCCACCUGGUAAGAGUUCUCUAUUACGCUGUUGUUUGACGGAUACAAUGUGUACAAAGAGUGAGAUGAUACAGAACUUCCCGUAUGUGAUUCAGUAUGCGAACUUGAUCCCACACAUAUGAUUUACUUUCCUUUCAAAUAGUUUACUUGGGAAGCAAUGCCAACUCUUUUAACAUUCGUGAGUUGGAGCUUAGAGAAUACCAGAAGGAAUUGGCGGCUCCAGCAUUGAAAGGCAGAAACACCAUCAUCUGCGCCCCAACCAACAGUGGGAAGACGUAUGUGGCCCUAGAAAUAGCUAAAAAACACCUAGAGUUUUUCACACCGGACAAUGAAGGUAAGCGACUCCAUAUAGAGAUCUUAUCAGCUUGUAGAAAUACGCGCUUCUUUCUCGAUCAAACAUCCAACUCGGCUUUUCCAAUUAAACGCUUUGGAUCAUUCCAAGUUGGCAUAAGGGUGGCUGCGAUCUAUAAACCACUGUUUUUUCCUUCAUCCAGCCGUAACUGACUAUCACUGAGUCUUCUCAGAGUUUAAAUCAGUAAUAGCAAUUGUAGUUGCUCUUUCGCACAGACGUAAAUUAAGGCCGGAUGCCACAUCAGAUGGCAGGACCUUAGUGAAACGCCUUCGCUGCUAAUCUCUACAGUAACAGUCGUGUCCGACGAUUACAACAGGCCGGCCUCAAACUGGUUCUUAUGUUUGAUUGAAUACAGUAGUUAUGGGAUCAUUCUAUCUCGAAGUACCGUAUUAAGAAAUCCGUCAAGUAACGCUAAUUUUGCCAGCGGGACUGCCGUAACUCUCGAUAACAUCAACUACUUGAUGAUUGCCUCAAGGUUCUGCUGUACUCCACAUCGAACGAUCGGGGUUAGGUAGUUAGGUUAGGCCCAUUUCCGGAUUACCUUUGACCUCUUUUUCAAAUCGAGUCUUGUUGCUCAUCCUCUCAUAUGUUAGAAGUUUUCAUUCAUAUGCAGACCUAACUCAUGUUCAUACGAAUGAUUGACCACCAGGCCUCGUUUUGAGAAAAGGGGCCAAAGGUAAAUUCGGAAAUGGCUUGCAUAACUUCCAUUGGAAAAUGUAGAGGGAGGGCUAACCUACGUCUCCUCAUCACUUCACCCUGAAGAAUUCGCAAUAAGCUCAAUCAUUUAUGGCACUUUAGCUUCUCGGCCUUUUUUGAAUCCCUCAACAGCCACAGACAGCAGUAAUAGAAAACAGCCGAAAGUGGUCUUCAUUGUGAGCACAGUGAACCUCGUUUCUCAGCAAAAGGAGCGUUUCGAAGCGCACCUGGGAAACAAAUACCCCGUGAUUGACAUUUCUGGUGCAAACGCUACUGAGGUCCCCCUGAAGUAUCUUCUACAAAGCCAUAGCAUCGUUGUCUUGACAGCACAGAUGCUUGUCAACGCUCUGAACAAUAAAAGUAAAGAGGAGCAAGUGAAUCUCCAGGACAUAAGUCUUCUGCUUUUUGACGAGUGUCACCAUGCACACAAGGAGCACUCUUACAACAGAAUCAUGGAAAGGUAUCUUGCCUUUAAAAAACAGCCGCGACAUCAAGGCCCCUUGCCACAGGUACAAUCGACAGGAGAUUAAAAUUUUUCUAAUCUAGAUCUUACUCGUUUUUUUUAAUAUCAUUAUUAUUUACUGCGAGGUUUGAACUUUUCUUUGUUAAGGUGGUUCUUUUUAUUUCUACGGUGUUUAGGUUGUUGGUUUCACUGCCUCACUUGGUACAGGAAAAGCCAAGAGCGUCGAAAAGGCGGCAGAACACAUUAUUCUCCUUUCAGCCAACUUAGACGCGGAAGUUAUUUCAACGGUGCAAGAGAAUAAAUCAGAGCUUGCACAGUACGCAAAUGUUCCAGAGAGAAAAGUUUUCCAAGUUCCCACGUCAGAAAAAGAUCCAUUUGAAAAGAUUGUUUCUCAGGUAAUAACAGAUGAGAAUGAUAAUGAUUGGAGUCAUUUGAUUGUCAAAGUCGCAAAUAUGGUCUUUGUUUGGUCUUAGUUCGGCGUGUAGAUUUUUAUGAUAGGAAACGGGAAGGAGAACCCGGAGAAAGCCCAGGAGCAAGUAAAGUAUUAAGUAGUGGUAAAUUUAAAUGCCGUAAUUAUGAGUCGAGUGAGCGAAUCGAACUGAUCUCAAGAGGGCAUUAGAGGCGGGAGCUUUCCUUUCUUUCUUAUUCGUGCCCACUUGUUCUUAAGCUGUAUCAUUCCUUAAAGAAAUUUCUCCCUUGUUCGCUUUCUCUAAUCUUCACUGCGUUUUUUCUGUAUUUUGAAGGUCAUGACUAAAAUCGAAACUAGAGUUAAAGGAAUUAAAGGAAAGCUCUUAAAGUCUGUUCCACCGGAAGAAAAGGGAAGUCAGCAAUAUCGUCAAUGGGUGGAAGAGUUUUACAAAGACUCUGUUACAGAUGCAGACCGGAUCCUUAUAACGCUUGCAGAACAUCUCCGCGAGUACCACAUUGCCUUGACUAUAAACAAAAGCACAACCAUGAAAAAUGCCAGGAAAUGCCUUCAAAAAUAUUUUGAUUCUUUGGAUAGAGAGAAGUUCCUUCAGAUUGACGAAAAGUUGACAAAUCUCUUUCAAGCUGCUAUGAGCAUGUUGGAUAAGCACGUGAAAGAACAUGGUGAACCCCCAAAUCCUCUUUUGAUGAAACUAAAAGAUUUGCUCUUGCAACACUAUAAAGAGGAAAGGCCUCAGAAGGGGGAGAAAGAAGAACAACUCAGAGCUAACGGGGUUGAGAAUGGCGGAGAAAAUGAACGUCACGAUGAAGGUUCAGCUACAGGGAUAUCAGAAGUAGGAGAAGAUGUCGAUGAUUCUGAAAAGUCUAAAAAAACAAGAUCCAGCAACCAAGAGAAUGAUAAGACUUGCGAUGACAGUCAGGAAGAGGGUAAAAAUGAAGGGACAUCACUAGACAAAACAACACACAAUGAAGAAGAAAGUGGUGGAAACAAGAAUGGAGACUCUGCAAAGGAAGACCUUGGUAAUAUUGACGCUGCUGAUGUUGAUGACGCGGCGGAAGAAUGUGAAUCUCGAACAGCUACAGAAAACAACCAUGAAAACCCUAGCCAAGAGACUGACAAAUCAGCGGAAAACUUGCAAGACGAUAAGUCAUUAAAUAAAAGAAAUGGUGAACAGAGAGAGUGGAAAGGUCCCAAAGGCAUUGUCUUUACAAGAACAAGAGAAUCCACGACAGCUCUGGAAGAUUGGAUUAAGGAAGACGAUGAACUGAAGACUGUCCUCAGGCCAGAGGCUCUUGUGGGCAGUGGAGAUGGCAACAGUAAGUUCAAACCCUCAAGCAGUACAUUUAAUAAAAGACGUAAUGCCCUUGGCGAUGGUAUCCCUGGCAUUUUGUCUCUGAUGAUUUUGCAUGCUAAAAAUCACUGAGGAAUAAAAGAGAAGAUCUUUUUGGAAUAAAAAAAAAUUCAAACUGAAAAAAAUUUUUUUUUCUUAUUUUUUAGUCGGCAUGACUCAGAAUGAGCAAGAGCGAGUGAUCAGUCGAUUUCACAAAGGAGAAACGAACCUUCUCCUUGCAACAAGUGUGGCAGAGGAAGGUCUGGACAUCAUGGAUUGUAAUUUUGUGAUCCGUUAUGAUAUGAUGGGCAACGAGAUUUCCACUGUGCAGUCACGUGGCCGUGUCAGGUAAAAAAAUUCAGCGCUAAAUUAAAAAUCGAGAGAGUCGUAUUUCAACUUUGAACGGAGUUAUGGUUUUCGCGAGUUAAUAUAAAUCCCCCCCUUAUCUGGGGGCUAGAACCAGAGAAACCCUUAGGGAGAUCCGUUAAAGUGCCAUGGGAGGGGGUGCAUGAAAUUUCGAUUGUCUAGCACGCUGCAGUCGCAAGGAUAAGCUCUGAAAAGAGACUUUGAAACGAGCCAAGCUCGAGAUUUGCAUUGCUAUGUUCUUCAUAAAAAAAAAAAAUUAUUGUAGCCUUCAAUUUCAUUUCGUCUUCUUUGGUUUCCCUUUCCUUUGAUAUUCAAUCAUUUUGAAUUUGACUCGUGCACCGAGAGCUUAAAGGUUUGUGGCAGAGGUUACGUCAAAUAUUUUUAUUUAUUGUCAGGGCGCUUAGAGAAAAAAAGUACGAGAAAUACGCGCGUACUCAACACGCUGAGCUUUAACUACAUUUUUUCUCCUUCCUCUGUAAGUUCUUAUAUAAUUAUUUUGUUUUAUGCAUUUGCUAUUUUAAUUACCAGGGCGGAAGUGGGUAUGUAUAGCGUGCUCGUAAGUGGGGAUUCUGGAGCAUUAAAACGAGAAUAUACAAACCAAUUUCGGGAAUCCCUCAUGAUUGAAGCCCUCAGCAAGGUGCAAAAAAUGUCUCCAAAAGCCUUUCAGAGUAAGGUAAGCACCGAACAUAUGUGUAUUCUAACAAUGGAAACCUUUGCCAAGGUGUAAAGGUAUCCCCUUGCUUGGCUCCUUCGGGGGAAAUGGCAAAUAACAUAUAUGUAUUUGUUCAUAUUCAGCCCUAAGCAAACAGUCAUCAUUCCUCGCCGAGGUGGAGGGGGGGAAUUGGGGUUGGAGGAUCUUCGAGGAUCACAUGGUUUUCAGGGGGAGCCGAGGGAAAGAUCAGUCGUCGCUAACAGAGUAUAAAAGGGGGAAAUCAUGGGAAAUAAACUUCUAAUAAACUGAAAAUGAAGGAGAAGGGGGUGUUACAAAACCAAAAUCGACUAAUUCCUCCCCCCCCCUUAAUUAUAGGCGAUACAUAAUGACUGGUUCCUAACAUAGGGGGACAUCAAUGUAAUUUCUUAAUCGUAAAAAACAAUGUGUGCAACAAUGUAAAUUACACGCAGAAAAUCAGUAUUUUACCGCAUUUGACAAAGUGAUCUAGGACUCUUCCCUCUUCCGUUGAAGGUGUCCUCUCACAAAAUCUGUAUCCCCUAAAAAGGAUCUAUUCCGAUAGAUGAGUGUCGAGCUGUGAAACAUGCAUCAAUUUUAUGAUCCAGUGGUAAUUCUCUCCUCUUUCUAAUGAAGGUGAAAGCUAUACAGGAUAGGAACUUUCUGGAUCGCAAGUUGAAAAAGCGCGUGAUGGCGUUGAAACAUUCAGAGCCUGUGCCUGACGAUGUCACCUUCCAUUGCCGAAAGUGCUUUGCAGAAGUUUGUCAAGCGCAUAACAUACGGCGCGUUAAAGAAACCUAUCACGUGAUUAUAAGUAGCGACGUACGGGACUCCAAGGUAGAGACACUUUGUCAUAAGAAAUGUGUUUUUUCAUCUAAGUAAAAUGAUAACUAAACGUUUGAUCGUUCGUGUCACGAUCUAGUGACCAUAUAUCGUGAAUGAAUGUGACUCCACGUCGUUUGAUGCAUGCCUUGAAAACAUUUUUUUCUUUUGACCUCAGCAAGUCUAAAUGAUCAAUUGUUCUAGCCGGACGCGAUCCCCUGAACUAACACAGAAAAAUAGUUUUCCGAAUGUUGUUGUUUCUUUUUUUUUUUUUUUAACCGGCCAGUCAGGCUGUUGGAUCUGUUAAAUCGUAGACCAAAUUAUUGAAUUAGCUCGAGUGCAAUGAAGACACUAAAAGGUCAAAAUCAGCGAAUCUGAAGCGGCCUUUCUCCAGCUUCGUAAAAUCCACCUCUCACUUUUACCAUAACUUUCAGGAGUAUAAAUUUAAAACUAGCCACGUCAGUUUUCAUAUACAGCGAUGUUUAAUAGAUGAUUCAACAGUCUUGUUACAUAAGGCUGUUGGAUCAUCGUCAUUCCAAAAAUGAAAAUGGUUGGUAAAGAAUCUUUGACUAUUUCUAGGUGGUCAUGGAGGAACAUCACAACCCUAAGGCUCUUGAUGGCGUCGAAAUGAACAGGAAAAUAUAUUGUAAAGAGUGCAGGGAAGACUGGGGUGUGACAGUUCUUAUCAAUGGCAUGGAGUGGAUGUGCAUCAAGAUUUCUGGCUUCGUUCUCCAAUUUCCAGGGCCUAAGGCACGAAGGUUGACGGUUAAGAAGUGGAAACUUCUCCCUUUCACAAUACAAGAGGCCACUUUUGAAGAGCUCAUGCAACAAGCUCAACAACAAGAACCAAAAGAUGACUUGGACGAUGAAUUCAGCCUGUUGUUUGAUUGAUCACAUUUUAUCAUGCGUUGUAUCGUUGAUUAACAGAACCUGAAAUCUUAAUUACUUUCCUCAAGCUGUUGGCUUCAUUGUAUGUAGUGAGGAUAUAGUAGAAAUAUGAAUUAUGAUAGUAUCACGGUAUUACGGUACGGUUUUCAUGAUUGAGUGUUACAGAAGAGCAUAUUUGAUUGAAUGAUGAGACAGGAAACCUAUGAGAAUACAAAUUAAAAACAAGGAAAUGAUAGAGUCACGAUUGCUUAAGUUUCGUAUCUGAUUGGUUGAGAGGAUGGAGAGACUAUUCCAGACUAAAUAAGAAGAAAAGCAAAGCAGAACCAAUGUAAUCUUUGAACGCUCAAUUUAAAAUUGAUCUAUACACUCAUGGCUUAAAUAGAUGGUCAAAAUAAUACUGUUAUGAACAAUGCUCACUUAUAAUCAGUUUUAUUUUAACAAGAUAAGUUCAUUUUUUGGUCGUUACCAGGCUUUAAGCCACCGUUUGGGUUCUUAGACUGAGUGAGAUCUCUAUAUCUGUCCACUGUUUCAUAUUAAUCCUUUAACUACCAAAAAUCUGAUCAGUAAUUCUCUUUCUUGUCUGCUAUACAAUUUUUAUGAAGUAAAUUUGGAGAAUUUGGUAUUGGAUCAACAAAUAGUCCCCUAAUUAAUAUUUUUCUUUAUUCUCAUCAAUUCUAUGUUUGAUGUUGUAUUGAUAUAGUAAGGAUAAAUUCUCUCCUGGUCACUCAAGGGAGGUAAAGGGUCAAACCGUUUUUGGCCAUAAUUCUCAUAUUUUCAUAGAUGGCCACGGAGGUAGCUGAUGGAGACUUAUUGAUACAAUAUUUGGUGUAACCGCCAAGUAGAGAGCCUACACUAAUCAAGCUGUACUCUCUCGACGACGCUAAAAGAUUGACUUCCAAACUUCAAAGAUGCAUAUUACGAAAAUAUUCUGAUUAUCCUAUGAAAAGAUCGAAAGUUAUUUACACAAUCGAGAUCUAAGGUACAUAACUGGUUCAGUUUCGUCUUCGUUACUUCUUAGUAUAGAAAAAUAGAAUUUUUGGUGCACGGUAUGGAUUAGUAAAAGAUGGUUUUACGUGUAUUGUUAGCUACUAUGUGCAUGUUAAAAUCAAUAUAGUCUAUAUCAAAUGGAAAAUAAAUGGCGUUGAAUAAAGAUCUCAGGCAUGCCAAGCAAUUUACGAACAGACUCAAUAGUACGAAGAGAGG
Pocillopora meandrina is the source of this 24262-nucleotide messenger RNA. NCBI's taxonomy places the organism in Eukaryota, Metazoa, Cnidaria, Anthozoa, Scleractinia, Pocilloporidae. The record is from the annotation of a GenBank genome assembly.